UGUUUAAAACUACUAAAAUAUAUUUAAGGCAAAUAGUUUUUUUUUUCAAUAAGAAAACAAGGAAAAAGAGAGUCCAGCCUGAUUCUGUAAGCCUGCCUAAUGGAACCUUCCACCAUAAUUAGUGCUUACCACCUCUGAGGGGAGGAGCUUAACUGAGGGCAACCUUGUGCAGUAAGGGAAAACAGCAUAAAUACCCCAGGGCAGCUCUGCACAGGGCAUCUCCUGGGCAUCUCCUGUGCAGAGCAUCUCCUGCACUGCUUGUCUGGGCACAGGAAGUUCAGACAGCUGCCAAGGCACCACCUCUAGGAGCCCCUAGCACCCGGGUAAGACAUGGAGUGGGCAGUCACUGGCAGACCGUCAAGUGUUGGCUUGCUUGCAAAUAAGUUUCAAUAAAUUAACUACUUGAUGUUCUGUCAUAAUUUUUACAAACUGCCUUCUACUAUAAUCUCUAAGAAAGGUUUAUUUGUACCAGUCUAUACAAUUCUAAAAAAUCCCUGUUGUAGUAAUCUGAAUUUUAGUGCAUUUUAAAACUACUAGGUAUUUCAGGGUGUUAAAUAUCCUGAAUUACUUAAUGGAGGGAUCCAAUGAUGAUUUGUUUGCCUGUUUGUAAAUCACUUUAUUUUUACUUGAUUCUUUGAAUGGCGCUUCCAAAAGUAACAAAGACCUAUACUCACAGGACUAAAAAAACUCAUUAAUUUAUGGAAUAUAUUAAAAAUAUAAAGGACUGGCUAAAAAUGUAGAUUACCAUAUGAAGAGUUCACCUGUGCAGCACUGAAAAAAAAAUAUGUCAAGAAAAAAACUAAAUGAAAUACUGUCCUUCUGUUUUUCAGAAUCCACCUGAGAAUAUGCUGCCACAAAUAGCCCUUCGGCUGCUAAUGUCGUUGAUCUUGGUUCAUGGAGAGUUUUAUGCUAAGCGAUACCAAACACCCACAGGCAUAAAAGGCCCACUGCCCAACACCAAGACCCAGUUCUUCAUUCCCUAUACCAUACGGAGUAAAGGUAUAGCAGUAAGAGGAGAGCAAGGUAUUCCUGGCCCACCAGGCCCUGCUGGACCUCGAGGGCACCCAGGUCCUUCUGGACCACCAGGAAAACCAGGCUAUGGAAGUCCUGGACUCCAAGGAGAGCCAGGAUUGCCGGGACCACCGGGACCGCUGGGCACUGGGAAGCCAGGUUUGCCAGGACUCCCAGGAAAACCAGGGGAGAGAGGACCAUAUGGACCAAAAGGAGAUGUUGGACCAGCUGGUUUACCUGGACCAAGGGGCCCACCAGGGCCACCCGGAAUCCCUGGCCCAGCUGGAAUUUCUGUGUCAGGAAAACCUGGGCAACAAGGACCUGUGGGUGCCCCUGGACCCAGGGGCUUUCCUGGGGAAAAGGGUGUACCAGGGGCCCCAGGUGUGAAUGGACAAAAAGGGGUAGCAGGAUAUGGUGCUCCUGGCCAUCCAGGUGAGAGAGGUCAUCCAGGCCCUCAGGGUCCCAUGGGACCACCUGGCCCUCCUGGACUGGGAAAAAGAGGUGAACAUGGGUUUCCAGGACAGCCAGGCAUCAAAGGUGAUCGGGGUUUUCCAGGAGAAAGGGGAUCAACUGGCCCACCAGGUCCCCAAGGUCCUCCUGGGGGACGAGGACCAGAAGGCAUCGGAAAGCCAGGAGCCCCUGGAACCCCAGGCCAGCCAGGGAUUCCAGGAACAAAAGGCCAACCUGGGAUUCCAGGAAUAGCUGGACACCCUGGGGCCCCUGGUUUUGGGAAACCAGGCUUGCCAGGUCUGAAGGGACAAAGAGGACCUGCUGGACUUCCAGGGAGUCCAGGAGCCAAAGGGGAACAAGGGCCAGCAGGUCAUCCUGGGGAACCAGGUCUGCCUGGGUCCCCUGGAAGUGUGGGACCUCAAGGACCAAAAGGCAUCCCAGGCAACCAUGGUAUCCCAGGUCCUAAAGGUGAAACAGGGCCAAUCGGGCCUGCAGGACAUCCCGGGGCUCGGGGAGCAAAGGGUUCUCCUGGGUUAGAAGGAAAACCAGGGUACCCCGGAGAGGCAGGUCUCAGUGGUGCUCAGGGUAACCCAGGGUUACCAGGUCCCAAAGGCAAUCCUGGAGCUGGAGGACCUCCUGGUCCCCCAGGCCCUACAGGCCUCACAGGAGCUAAGGGGGUCCCAGGACACGAUGGAGAAGCUGGUCCAAGAGGUGUCCCUGGCACACCAGGUACCAGGGGCCCCAUUGGGCCACCAGGCAUUCCAGGAUUCCCUGGGUCUAAAGGUGAUCCUGGAAAACCAGGUCCUCCUGGGCCAGCUGGCAUAGCAACUAAAGGCCUUAAUGGACCUACUGGACCACCAGGGCCUCCAGGUCCAAGGGGCCAUGAUGGGAAGCCUGGUAUUCCAGGGCCUCCAGGGCCACCAGGCCCCCCAGGACCCCCAGGCCAGGCAGUCAUGCCCGAGGGAUUUACCAAGGCAGGCCAAAGGCCAAGUCUUUUGGGGACACCUUUUGUCAGUGCCAACCAAGGAGUGACAGGAAUUCUUGUGUCUGCUUUUACUGUUAUCCUUUCCAAAGCUUACCCAGCAAUAGGUGCUCCCAUUCCAUUUGAUAAGAUUUUGUAUAACAGGCAACAGCAUUAUGACCCAAGAACUGGAAUCUUUACCUGCAGGGUACCCGGAAUAUACUAUUUCUCCUACCAUAUGCAUGUGAAAGGGACUCAUGUUUGGGUAGGCCUGUAUAAGAACGGCACCCCCAUAAUGUACACCUAUGAUGAGUACACCAAAGGCUACCUGGAUCAGGCCUCAGGGAGUACCAUAAUCGAUCUCACAGAAAGUGACCAGGUGUGGCUUCAGCUACCCAAUGCUGAGUCAAAUGGCCUCUACUCCUCUGAGUAUGUCCACUCCUCCUUCUCAGGAUUCCUGGUGGCUCCCAUGUGAGCACACAUCCUCCCCCCGCCCCCAAACAAAUCUAAAUCUUCUGUGUGAAAAGGCAUUCCCAAACUCCAUCCCACCCCACAAAAUGCAAUGGAGGUAGGCUGAAAAUAUUUAAACAUCUCACCAUAAAAGUCCUGCUAUAGUGGAAAAAAAAAAAAAAAUCACAAAAAACCAAA
Messenger RNA from Heterocephalus glaber (naked mole-rat), 3070 nucleotides. RefSeq names its product collagen type X alpha 1 chain (gene Col10a1). Gene Ontology annotation, molecular function: protein binding. The record is from RefSeq and is a predicted model, not a curated record. NCBI's taxonomy places the organism in Eukaryota, Metazoa, Chordata, Mammalia, Rodentia, Bathyergidae.